AGGAGCUAGUAGAAGACUACGAAUACCGACGAAAGUCUCGCCAGCGUCUCAUCAUUGUUGGAAUCUCUAUGCUCUUCCUUAUCAUCAUCAUCUCCGGCGCUGCCAUUGCCGUGAUGGUUCACCGGCAAGGCACCAAUUCCACCACCCAAAACCCCACCACCUCCUCAUCCAGCAGCAUAAAAGCAGUGUGUGAAGCCACAAGGUACCCAAACUCAUGCUUCUCCAGCAUCUCUUCAAAGGAAGGUGCUAAUAAGACCAGUAAUCCAUUAGAAAUCUUCAAGAUCUCUUUGCAAGUGGCCAUGAAUUCAUUAUCCAAUGUGUCUUCUUGGUUAAAUUCAUACAAGUCUCAAACAAAGGAUAAGAAUAUCAUGGCAGCUCUUGAUGAUUGUCAAGAGUUGUUCGCCGAUGCAAUGGAUACACUCAACGAUUCACUAGUGUCUUUGCAAGACUUCGAUGUGGCUAAGUUAUCGUCAUCAUCAUCUUCUUCUUCAUUGUUGAUCAGUGACUUGCAGACAUGGCUCAGUGCUGUUGUCACUUAUCAAGAAACUUGCAUAGAUGGUUUCGAAGGUGAUACAAGGAGAACGGUGGAGGCGGCGAUGGUGAACUCUACGCAGCUCACUAGUAAUAGUUUGGCGAUAGUUGCGAAGGUUUUACGGUUACUUAUUGAAAAUUUUGGAGGUUUUAAUUUGAAUAGGAAGUUGCUGCAAGUUGAUGAGAGGAGAGUUGUUUUCGAAGAGAUGAAGCUGAAGCCUAAUGUUACAGUGGCUAAGGAUGGGAGUGGUGAGUUUAAGAGUAUCACAAAGGCUUUGGAGCUAGUUCCUAAGAAGAAUAUGUUUCCAUUUGUGAUCUAUGUGAAGGAAGGGGUUUAUAGUGAGUAUGUUGAAGUGGAGAAGAGCAUGUGGAAUGUUACCAUUUUGGGUGAUGGCAUGUACAAGACUGUUGUGACAGGGAGCAAAAACAAGGUUGCUGGCUCAACAACCUUCAAAUCAGCCACUUUCAUUGUUUCAGGCCGAAGAUUUACAGCAAUAAACAUGGGGUUCGUAAACACGGCUGGGCCGGACAAACACCAAGCCGUCGCUCUUCGAUCAAGUGCUGAUCAAUCGGUCUUUUACCGAUGUUCAUUUGUCGGAUUCCAAGACACAUUAUACACUCACUCUCUUCGCCAAUACUACCGAGAAUGUGAUAUCGUUGGUACCGUAGAUUUCAUCUUCGGUGAUGCUUCUGUCAUCUUUCAAAACUGUAGGAUCAUGCCAAGACAACCAAUGCAAGGGCAAGCGAACACGAUUACCGCACAAGGACGGAUAGACCCGAAUGAAAACACCGGAAUUGUGAUACAAGCUAGUACGAUAUCGCCAUUCGAUAAUGUGACGGCCGAUACGUAUCUAGGCCGACCAUGGAAGGUUUAUGCAACAACGAUAUUUAUGCGGUCUGUGAUCGGAGAAAUGGUCGACAAACUUGGCUGGUUAGAAUGGGAAGAAUAUGUGGUGCCACCUAAGACAAUAGAUUAUGCAGAGUACCACAACACUGGACCAGGCUCUAGUGUUGCAGGAAGAGUAAACUGGCCAGGUUACAGGCCUUCAAUUACUGGAAAUGAAGCCAAGAAGUUUGGGGUGGAUCCUUUCAUUCAGGGAAGUCAAUGGAUUCCAUCUACUGGGAUUAGUUUUGAUACCAUUUCUUGAUUUUUUUGUGGAUAAUUAAUUAUUAUGGUCCUUA
Dioscorea cayenensis subsp. rotundata (Guinea yam) is the source of this 1713-nucleotide messenger RNA. RefSeq names its product pectinesterase 3-like. The record is from RefSeq and is a predicted model, not a curated record. Lineage: Eukaryota; Viridiplantae; Streptophyta; Magnoliopsida; Dioscoreales; Dioscoreaceae. The transcript has 2 exons. Gene Ontology annotation, biological process: cell wall modification. Bases 69 to 1679 code for a protein of 536 amino acids. Gene Ontology annotation, molecular function: pectinesterase inhibitor activity; pectinesterase activity.